UGAAAUCGUAUCACUAUAGACAGUAAAAGUUAACUGUAUACUUAACCAUUAAUUACAUAAGGAACUAUCGUACAAAGAAUAAUUUCAGUUGUCUGCGUGAUUUAUUAACGUUAGGCGUACGUAGAGCUCUAUCAUGGCAUUUUUCCAAUUGGUACUGAAAGCCAACAAAUUGGAAAAACUGAGGCAAAGUUACGAGGAUGAAAAACUGACAUCGAUUGAGAUUUCGAAGGGUAUCGUCAAACCUGUAUAUACUUUGAAGCAGCAAAUUCGUCGAAGAAAAAUAUGGUUUAAGAAGAAGGUUACACACCUCUUAGACAAAAUCUUUGCUAUUUUAAAAGAUUCUUGGAUACAUAAAAAGAUUGUUGUAAUUCGUACCGAUGGAACAUUAGAAAAUUACAUAGCAAAAAGCUUUGCAGGAUUCGUUGGUGGAAUAUUCUUGACGUACAUAUUUUUCAUAUUUUUCGUGUUUCAAUUGCAUUUUAAACUGUCGUCUGCGACGUUCCUCUGUACAAUAAUAGGAAUAAUUCUCACUCUUGGUCUUGCAUUUUCUUUCCAAGUCCGAUGCGUUGUGUUUCUUCUCUUGCCGCAAUUUUUCUCGAAACGCGGAAGGCAAGCUUUAAUGGCGUACGCGUUUAUUUUAGCUUUAACAGGACCAGUGAAGAAUACUAUGCACAACACUGGUGUACUUUCAGAGUCACUAGCCUGUGCGCAAGAACAGUUAAAGGAAGCGGUGAAGACCGUCAUAGAUUUAGCGAAACAACCGUUUUACGCUUUGCGAGAAGCAAUAUCGAAAGUCAUAAAGACGGUCAAAGUGGUCGUAAAGAAGAUUAAACAGACUCUAAUUGCGAUUAAAAGAGUCGUUCUUAGCAUACUUAGAGUUAUCACUGCGGUAUUCGAAUGGCUGGGAAGUAUCAUAAGUAUAUGUAACAAAAAGUUGGGCACACCUUUCGACAGGUGCCAAAGCGUUUUUGAAGGAGCAGUGGCGGAUUGCAAAGCAAAAUUGGGUCCAAUUUUUGGAUUGGUUUGCAACAUAACUUACGUUGUCAGUAGUCUGUGUUACAUAGUGAAGCCACUGGAUUUCAUUUGCAUGCUUGUUUCCUAUAUCGCUGACAGCGUAGUUGGUGUCGUAAGGAGCAAAAUUAAGAAGUUCACGAUGCACAUGAAAGCGAUGUUCUACGUUAAAGUUAAGUUCUCCCAUUCGUUUCAUUUCGAAACGAACCAAAGCAGGACGAUACAAGACGUAUCCACGAGUAUUACUACAGAAAUACGCUCAAGAACGGACAAACUUUUUGGUUUCUUCGAUUUCAUGAAUUUCAUCACGUCCUUCUUCAUGUUCUUUAUCAUACUCAGAGUGUUACGCUAUCGUUACAAAUGGUUAACCAGCGAGCGUUUCGACAAUCGAUACAUAACCGACGAUCUACGUACCAUCGAUUUGAUAAGAACACGUCAAGACAAGGAAACAGUUUUGCCACUGAAUCGACGUGAACGGAACAAAUACGUGCCACUCUCUUCCGUCAUAUUAAUAAAAUCCGAAAGAACAAAAUUAUCCAAGUCUAUCAUAUUCUUAAGCCUAGCUACGGUCAAACUUAUCGCAUACAUGUUGAUAGAUUAUUGUCUUUAUUGGGUACUGAACACCAUACAACUUUACGGACGAUUUCAAAGCAAAGUCGAACGACCAAACGUGGUAACUAUUCACGUAUCAGGCGAUGGAUAUUUAGCUGACCUUUAUAAAAGUAUCGUAAAAGCAUUCACGCCACACGGGCAGGGAACAGAAAUCGAUACGAUGCUUUGUCUUCCGGUUCCUGUAACACCUGAUUUCGAUAAAUACACUCAGAUCCUCGUUUUGAUCUUUCUUUGCUGGCUGAUGGCAUUUUUCGAGCCUUAUGGUUUACGAAUGAGACAGGUAGUCAUGUGUCAGUAUUAUCCCGAGAGAGCAAAGCAGAGAGCAGCUUGGUUGUACAAUUACAUCAUCAGGUCAAGGGGCAAUUUUUUGAAGUUUGCUAGACGUCAACUACGCCGAAAAUUUGGCCUGACCGAAGGGGAAAAAAUCGAGAAAGUGACUUUAAAAGAGAAAUUGUGGGCCACGUUUCCCUUAUUGAACAUAUUUUUUCCAUUGAAACAAAAAGCGUGUCUUCUGUGUGGAGCAGUGGAACGUGACGAGGAUCCACAUGUUAAAUGUCCAACUCCUGGUUGCAUUGGCCUAUAUUGUACGCAAUGUUUCGCGGAUUUGCAGAACUUGUGCACCAUUUGUCGGUCACCGAUGGACUAUGGUGACUUGUCCGACAUGAGUGAGGAGAAAGACUCUUCGGAAGAUCAAUUUGAAAUACCAAGAAGAGCGUUGCUAAAACCUGAAUUGAAAUUGGACGAAGAAGAAGAUAAAAUAAUGGACGAGGAAGGUAAAAUGAUGGGAGAAGAAUACGAGGCAAUGUUAGGCGAAGAAUAUGAAACUGAAGAGGAAGAGAUGUUAGAUAAAGAAUAUGGAGCUGAAGAUGAAGAGAUAUCGGGUGAAGAAUAUGAAGUGGAAGACGAAGAGAUGAUGGGUGAAGAAUAUGAAACUGAGGAUGAAGAAAUGUUAGGUGAAGAAUAUGGAGAUGAAAAGAUAUUAGGUACAGAAUAUGAAGAUGAAGAGAUAUUAGGAGAAAAAUACGAAAAUGGAAGGGUAAAAGUGAAGAACGAGAAAGAAGGAAACAAACUGAGAGCCGAGCAGGCAGACAAAAUGGAAAGAGACGUCGGUGAACAGACGGAUGAUAAAUCCUUGGAAGAUCUCGAUCAAAGUACCGAAUACAGUUACACGUAUCAAGAUGAAUCUCCUGAGGAAGUCGAAAUCGAGAAAACGAGGAAACGAUUCAAAGACGUGGAAGCACAGAAAAUUCGAGACGACGUAACAAUCCAAAUAUUCAACCAACCGUUCGUGAAAGAAUCGAUCUCGGGCAGUGAAUCACCAACUUCUGGCUUCGUUGUGAGGGCACGUAGAAAAGUUCGUGCCAAAUUAAAAAAGCGGCCGGUUGCCGAGGUGAGAGAUUCGGAUUCAUCAAGUUCGAUUGCCGACACGGAAUCCUGGCCGAGUGAAGAUGUCGACGAAGAAGAAGUAAUACACAUAGAAAUAGACGGCGAUUCGGAAGAAUUACUUCCGAAGGAUAGAAAGGAUAGAAGGAAACUAGGUCGUAUAAAUAGAAUCGUCGAUGCAGUUGCGAGAAUUCCUUGGCUCGGUAAAGGAGAGGUAUGAAACAUUCUAAGCCCUCCGAAUAUGUUCAUAUUUCUGGAUCAUUAUUCCUUGGGGAAGGAUUUAACGUUUUAUUGAAAGGAUAGGAAGUUUGCUUAAACUUCGUUUUAAGGCACCUCAAAUUUUUGGUCCAUCGUUUUCUAAAAAGUACUAUCGAACGAUAUAGAGCGAAAUUAAGAGUUUAUGCAACCCACUCUUUUUUAAAGACACUGGAAGAUAUAUGAUAUCUAUAAGAAUUUAUAGUAUCCAUUUUGUUGCAAAAAGAACCAUUUAAGAUGGGAUUUAGUUGAAAAUUCGAUCAAAGAAAGAAAUUUAUCGUUUCGACAGAAUGGCGAGAAGACACGCAAAGGAUUGCAAAGGAAACGUCCAUCCCUUAUGAAUAAGAUUGUCAGUAUGCUUCACAGAAAGCAAUCAAUGCCAAUCAAAUCGUAUAAAAGAGUUAGAAGGACGAAGGAUUCCUCGCCCUCUUCUUCCUCCUCGUCUGACGAGGAAAACGAGAGUCUACUAAAAGUGCAAGACAGAGACACUGAUAGUCCAUCAGACUUGGCCAGAAGGAGAAGUAGAAAGACAACAACGGAAGAUACUUCUGAUGAAACUCUAACUAGGAGGCUAUCGUAUGAAAAGAAUUUCCAGACGAAACCAUUACCAAGGUAAUGUUGUAUAAAAAAUGAAAGACUAUAAUUAUUUUUAAUUUGUAUAUAAUUAUUUAAUAAUAGUAAAUACUUCUUAUUGUACAUGAUUAUUUUUAACAAACGUACGAUAAAACAGGCAUCUGGAGUCU
Messenger RNA from Bombus terrestris (buff-tailed bumblebee), 4004 nucleotides. Its product is annotated as DC-STAMP domain-containing protein 2-like. Gene Ontology annotation, cellular component: membrane. The record is from RefSeq and is a predicted model, not a curated record. Bases 134 to 3226 code for a protein of 1030 amino acids. Lineage: Eukaryota; Metazoa; Arthropoda; Insecta; Hymenoptera; Apidae. The transcript has 13 exons.